CGACUUCUCUGUUGAUUUUGUUGGUUGCAUACAAGAGACACUUGGAAUUCUACCAAGGGCCAUCUAUGGAUAUCAAGUCCCGGCAAACCAUUGAUAUACCAUACCGUGGUAUAUAUAGUAUUGAUCAGGUAGAUUUAAUACACAAUUGCUGGUGCGCUGAAGGCCAGUUCGUCGCACAAAAGCGCUUGGAUGUCUGGAUAUCUUUCCUUAGGGAUACAACUAGCGAGGUACCCCCAGUCAAGCAUGGCAGCGGCAAAGGGAAAGCUUGAGGGCGCCGCCUACUCAAACAGGCAAUCAGCUCCCAAAUCCUGACUGCCUGGUCAUCCAUUCCAUGGUUCUACUAAUCCCCGGACUGCCAGGUUAUCCUGCCUUUUAGCUCCAGCACAUUUCAAUCGGUCACUCGUUUUUUACUAUCGAUAUAGUUAAUAUAUACUAAACUCUUUGUUCUCUACCUCACAGAAUCACUAAUGGAUAUCCCUCGUUUAAGCCCCGCAGUUGCCGAUGAUAUCGUCCCGGAGUUGGCCCAGAUCUUCGCUGACAACCCCUUCAAGUCAUUGAGAGAGCGCAACAUCAGGGUCCCUGUCCUUUGCGGUCCACAUGAGCAGGGUCCCACCGAUACCCACAUCAACAUCUUCGGACAGGAGUUUCGGACGCAUUCAAGUCUACUCAAGCAGCACACGCGGAUCUGGAAAGACCGGCAGCAUGGUGAGUAUCCUGCGCGUCACGGACACUAUUUCGAGGCUAGAACUGAGAAGGAUGGCGGUUGGGGAAUCUACCGAAAGGGGGCGAAGUACUAUCGCGACUAUCCGGCAUUGCCAGAAGCACGCAUACCUUCUGCCAUUGAGACGUUUCAUUGUUUGUUGCAAGCGCUGUAUCUAAAGCCUGUACCGUACAUCGGCAUCCGAGGUUGGCGGCGCAUGGUCUCGCUAGGGAUACGCUUUCAAGCAGUGCCUCGAGUGCGUGAAUAUAUUGAAAAGAUUAUUCUACCCUGGACCCUUACGACCACUCCCCUCGAUGGCCUCACCGAUGAUAUCCUUACCCAUACCAAAAUGGCACAAGAUAUCCAAUGUGCCCGGCUCUACCGCGAAUGUUUCAUCCAUCUUAUCGGAAUGGCCCAAUACUGGGGAAGGCAUGACUUCCAUCACGCCGAGAGUAUGCUCACCCCGAGUGCAUAUGCCUCUUUGAUCCACCAUGUCGCGAGUCAACGGCAAAUUAUUGAGAAAGCGGACGUCGCUUUGCACACUUUUAUCCAGACUAUGACGGUGCAGAAGCCGCGACGAAUUCCAAACUACUUGCUCAGACAAUUGACAGACACGGUAAAUAAUGUUACUGGCCUGAAUGGGCGCAACAUGAACUCGCUAGGAUAUUACCAGCAAAUACGUCAUGUUCUGAACGAUAUGCAAGUGAGAAUUCCGCGAGGUACUAUGUACAACAAGUGCCACAGGCUGUGGCAAUUCAUUGGGUGUUUGUGUCUGAGUGGGCUUCAGUACACGGAGGCUCAGGUCAAAGGGUACCCUGUCUUCUUUCUGCCUGCGGAGAUUGAGCUGCCAUGGGAACUUGUCAGCCCACCCGAUGAAGAACCGGAAUGGCAGGAGUCGGAAGAAGGGGAUGUCAUCAUGCAAAGUCAAGAAGGGGAAUAUGGUCUAGUGGGAGAUAACUUAUAGGAAGUCCGGACGGAUGCUAGGUGGCUGAAAAUGUCAGGGUAUCGUGUUGUAUGUUUGUAUUAUUACCUCCUUCUUAGUCGAUCAAGGAAGGUUGCUAGUUAGAAAAGAAGGUGAUGGUGAGUGGUGCCAUUUCGUCGGUGCAGAUUCAUCGUUGCCUUAUACAUACUCCAGUACAGUUUCUUCAGGAG
This is a messenger RNA of Aspergillus sclerotioniger CBS 115572, 1852 nucleotides long. RefSeq lists its product as uncharacterized. Lineage: Eukaryota; Fungi; Ascomycota; Eurotiomycetes; Eurotiales; Aspergillaceae. The transcript has 2 exons. Bases 468 to 1664 code for a protein of 398 amino acids. The record is from RefSeq and is a predicted model, not a curated record.